Messenger RNA from Talaromyces stipitatus ATCC 10500, 1149 nucleotides. RefSeq lists its product as uncharacterized. The coding region runs from base 66 to 950 and encodes 294 amino acids. The transcript is spliced from 7 exons. The record is from RefSeq and is a predicted model, not a curated record. NCBI's taxonomy places the organism in Eukaryota, Fungi, Ascomycota, Eurotiomycetes, Eurotiales, Trichocomaceae.
AAACUCAGAUAUUCGUCACUAUCGAGUCAUACAACUUCUAUAACAAAUUCCUAAAGAACAUCAUCAUGCCUGAAGUAGACUAUUUCCUCAAUCUGCUCAACCUCGAGCAUCUUCCUCCCUUGCCAGAAGAUCCGGUCAAGAAAGCCGAUAUUGAGUCUGUCCUGAAAAAUGGCUAUGUUGCACUCGACAAUCUUCUUACCGAAGAAGAUGUCCAAUCUCUUCGGGAAGAAGUUGAUCGUUUGACGGGUGAAAGUCCACGAAAGGGUCGUCAUAUGUUCGAGGGAAGGGAUACGAUCAGAAUUUAUUCCUUGUUGAAUAAGUCACGCAAGUUCGACAAGUGCUGCCUUCUCGAUCGAGUUCUUGCCUUGAACGAUUAUUUCUUGAUGAAAGGUUAUACCAUCUCUGCCACGUCGACUAUACAGAUUAAUCCCGGAGAGAAGCCUCAGUUAUUCCACCACGAUGAUGGAUAUACGUACCUUCCUCGUCCUCGCCCUCCAAUGGGCGUUGCUAUUAUGAUAGCAAUCGACGACUUCACUGCAGAGAACGGUGCAACCUUGAUGAUCCCUGGCAGCCACCUCUGGGACUCCAAACGAAGACCGACUAUGGAAGAGGCUGUGCCUAUGGUAGGCAAGGCUGGCACUGUCUUCUACUUCCUCGGUACAACCUGGCACUGUGGUGGCCCUAACGUGUCCGAUAAACCUCGUCGUGCAGCGACCAUUCAAUGGUGUCAGCCAUAUAUCCGUGCCGUCGAGAACCAAUUCCUCGCUGUCGACCCUCGUCGUUUGGCAGAGAUCCCAGAUGAUAUUGUUAAGAUGAUGGGCUACGGCUUACAGAAGCCAUUCAUCGGGUAUGUGGAUGGUCUCGAUCCUCUCAAGGGAGCACGGCGUAUGGUUGACUGGCUUCAACAACCCCUUGAUGCCCACCCACCUGCUUUUGCGACGAUGACCUGAAUCACCACAUAGCUUCCGAUAUGACCCCUUUUGGGUUUUUUCUUUACCUCCUUUGCUUCAAGUUCCUUCAAUUCGGCGCUGGAGUCCAUAUUAUUCGUCGUGACCUUCCAGGCAAUAUAGUAUGCACAUGUUUAGCAAGCGAUACCUAUACCAGAACAGCCCAUCAUAUACAGAUUAACGAAUUAUGACUUUGAUUAUG